This is a messenger RNA of Eleginops maclovinus (Patagonian blennie), 3430 nucleotides long. RefSeq names its product inhibitor of nuclear factor kappa B kinase subunit beta (gene ikbkb). Gene Ontology annotation, molecular function: ATP binding; protein binding; IkappaB kinase activity. The record is from RefSeq and is a predicted model, not a curated record. Gene Ontology annotation, cellular component: IkappaB kinase complex; cytoplasm. Gene Ontology annotation, biological process: positive regulation of transcription by RNA polymerase II; tumor necrosis factor-mediated signaling pathway; peptidyl-serine phosphorylation. NCBI's taxonomy places the organism in Eukaryota, Metazoa, Chordata, Actinopteri, Perciformes, Eleginopidae. The transcript has 22 exons. The coding region runs from base 202 to 2433 and encodes 743 amino acids.
CAGGUUUACAGGAAAUGUGAGAAUCAGGAAGUCGAAAGUUUGAAAGGUUUGUUUUGUCGGCGAAGACGACUGCCAAAAUGUCCAAAGUUUGACUUCUAUAUAUAUAUAUAUAUAUAUAUAUAUAUACACAGUGUUCAAAGAAAACCAGGUGUGAAAACUGCCUCCGAAGUCUAAGGGGGGUAAGGAUUAUCGGCCGAAACCAUGAAUCGAGUCCCCCUGCAGCAGCAGCAGAGCUGUGGUUCCUGGGAGAGGAAGGAGCGGCUGGGCACCGGAGGCUUUGGGAAUGUAACAAGAUGGCAAAACAAGGACACAGAGGAACAGAUUGCUAUAAAGCAGUGUCGUCAGGAGCUGAGUGACAGAAACAAAGAGAGAUGGAGUCUGGAGAUCCAGAUCAUGAAGAGGUUGGAUCAUGUUAACGUUGUCGCAGCCAGAGAGGUUCCUGAGGGAAUGCAGAAAUUGGUGGCCACCAAUGACCUGCCGCUGCUGGCUAUGGAGUACUGUCAGGGAGGAGAUCUAAGAAAGUAUCUGAACCUAUUGGACAACUGCUGUGGAAUGAGGGAGGGCUCCGUUUUGAUUCUGUUAUGUGACAUUUCGUCAGCUCUUACCUACCUCCAUAAGAAGAGGAUCAUCCACAGAGAUUUGAAACCAGAAAACAUUGUGCUGCAGCAGGGAGAGAAGAGAUUGAUCCAUAAGAUUAUUGACCUGGGCUAUGCUAAAGAGCUGGACCAGAGCAGCCUGUGCACCUCAUUUGUGGGAACACUUCAGUACUUGGCUCCAGAACUCAUUGAGAGACAGAAGUACACGGUCACUGUGGACUACUGGAGCUUCGGGACUCUGGUGUUCGAGUGCAUCACAGGAUUUAGGCCUUUCUUACCAACCUGGCAACCUGUUCCUUGGCACAACAAACUGAGGCUUAAGCAGAACACUGAUAUUGUCGUCUAUGAGGACCUCUUGGGGGAAGUGCGCUUCUCUCAGCAUCUUCCUCAGCCCAACAACCUCAACAGUCUGUUAUUAGAGAGAAUGGAGAGGUGGCUACAGCUGAUGUUAAAGUGGUCUCCUCAGGAGCGUGGCAAAGAGCCCAACGCUACUCCCAUGGACUGCUUCUCCCAGCUGCAGGUCAUUCUGCAGCUCAAGCUGGUCAAUGUCCUGAACAUGAUUUCUGCUAAAAUCUUGUCAUACUCUGUCUCGGAAGAAGAGACUGUGGCCGACCUGCAACUCAGGAUAGAGAAAGACACCAACAUCCCUGCAGCCAAUCAGGAGCUGCUACUUGAAGCGGGACUAGCCUUGGAGCCUCAUGGACUGGCCACGCAGUGCGCCAUAGAUUACUCAGAGAUAGAUGGGCGACGGACAGACUUGCCUAUGGUCUUCCUGUUUGAUCGUUCCUCUUGCAGUUAUGAACCUCAGUUUGCUCCUCGCACCCUUCCAGAAAACAUUCGCUUUGUCCAAAACGACCCUAAACACGUUCUAGCUUACAGCUCUCUGAGGAGAACCUGCGGCCAGGCGUGGCACACCAUCCGCUCCCUGAAGGAAGACUGGCAAAGACUGCAGCAGGGCCAGAAAGCUGCCAUCAUGAGCCUGCUGAGACACAACUCUUCACUGUCCAAACAGAAGAACGAGAUGGUGUCCAUGCACCAGAGACUCAUGGCAAAGCUGGACUUCUUCACCACCAGCCUUCACAUAGACAUGGAUAAAUACCAGGAGCAGACAGCAACCGGGAUCGCAUCAGAAAAGCUCCUGGGCGUGUGGAGGGAGAUGGAGCAGACUGCUGUCAGCUGUGGUCAGGCCAAGGUCAGUGAACUGGAGGAGGAGAUGAUGCAGCUGCAGCCAGACAUAGUGGAUGUGCAGAGACAGCCAUGUAGGAGCGGAGAGGCCCUGGACACACUGGAAGGAAAGGCCAUGGAACUGUUUCGCAAACUCAGAGAGAAACCCAGAGAACAGAGGUGCGCAGGCGAUGGUCAGGAGGUGGUGCGCCUGGUGGUGCAGGCUGUGCAAUUCUAUGAGAGGAAGCUCCGAGAUUUCUACACACACCUCAGUAAGACAGCAGUGUGCCGUCAGCGGGUGAUGGAGCUGCUGCCAAAGGUGGAGGGAGUGGUCCAGAGGAUGGCUGAGAGCGAGCAAGUGCUGAUGAGUCUGCAGGAGAAACGUCAGAGGGAGCUGUGGAACCUGCUCAAAGUCGCCUGUAGCAAAGUUCGCAGCCCAGUGAGUGGGAGUCCUGAUGGACUACGAACCCCCUCGUCAGUUCCACCUCUGCUCACCCCCAGACACAGUUUACAGCAGCUCGACGAGUCUCUAGUGGAGGAGAGCAGGACAUUUGAAAGUCGACUCCAGAGUUUGAUGAAUGACACCAUCCAGGAGUCAGAGAGCAGUAUGGAGAUGUUGAGGGAGUGGACGUGGAUGAGCGGAGGCCAGAAUUUCUCCAGUGACCUCUCCUAAUUUGGGUUUUGAUUGUUUUGCUUACAUGAAUUACUCUACUGCCCCUGUGUGGAGGAGAUGUCAAACUACAUCAGAAUGUAGCACUAGCUGAUGUGUGAAAAAUGUGAAUAGAGUAAUAGCUGAUGGAACAUAUUUUCUCUCAUGCUUUUGAGGCAUAUUUAGUUCCACUUGUUUCAUCAUGUUUGGUGGAAUUUUAUUAGGAAACCACCAAUUAUAUUUUUAAGAAUUAUGUUCAUUCAUUCAUUCAAGUAACACAUUUUAUUUUGUUAAGAUAUCGCUUAAUCUGUGUGUUGAGUAUCAAAUGUCAAUAUUUUGCGUUUUUAUGUAUUUCUCACUGGACCAAUAUUGUUAUUGCGAAGUUUAUUUUAGUAAGGAAAAGUUGAAUGACAUGCGACAUUAUAACUUUAAAAUGACUAUUUUAAGCCUAUGAAUGUGUUUGUUUUUUUACAAUGUAAUCUAUUGAUUAUUAUAAGGAGGGUAUGGACAAAAUAACAGGAGUACCAGUACACUUUCAAUACUGCAUCUAGUUUGCAAUAAGUGUUUUGAGGUUUGUUAUGUUAAAUUCAUGUUGGGACUGGUUCUCUUUGCUUGGUGCAAUAGAGGGAUAACAACGCAAAUGCAAAAGUAGAAUCCAAUUUAUGAAAUGUCUUAAAACUGUGAAAAUGGCUUUAAAACUAAGUACAUUUUUAUUAAGAUGACCUCCAUUACAUUUAAAACAGGGUCCUCAUAUAAUUUUGACUAUUGGAGGUGUUCAUUAUUAUGUAUAGAUUCUAAAAAGGGAUGAAAGAUGUUACACAUUCUGUCAUAAUUGUCCGUGAUAUCUUGCCAAUUUGUGAACGCACACUGCUGUUAAGAUUGUGACAAUUUAGAAUAACAAAAUCUGACAUUGAAUUCGAUAUUUUCAAACCAAAGUGCAUUUUGAAAUGUGAAUACAGUAUUUUACUGUACUGUAAGUGAUGUUUCCUUUAAACAAAUAAAUGAAAAGCCCUCAAAAUCA